CGGCCUGUCCCGGCACCCGCAGGUUACUGCAUCGCCGAGGUGAUGGCGGGGCGGGGGAGGUGCACGGGGCUAGUUCCCACGCCGAAACCCCUCCCCUCACGACCGACCCCAUCGCCUGCCUUGGCCUCCCCCCACCCCGGCCUGGCAGUGGAUUUGAGGCUGACUCCUCAGUAGAGAUUGGGAAAGGCAGCAGACGAGAAGCCAAACGUUCAAGCUGAUAAUUCAACAGAACUUUUCUCUGAAUUGAGGGCUCAGAGUGGAGCCAUCAUGAGCGAUGUUACCAUUGUGAAAGAAGGCUGGGUUCAGAAGAGGGGAGAAUAUAUCAAAAAUUGGCGGCCAAGAUACUUCUUGUUGAAGACAGAUGGUUCUUUCAUAGGGUAUAAGGAGAAGCCCCAAGAUGUGGAUCUACCAUAUCCCCUCAACAACUUUUCUGUAGCAAAAUGCCAGCUAAUGAAAACAGAGCGACCGAAGCCAAAUACAUUUAUUAUUAGAUGUCUUCAGUGGACAACUGUCAUAGAGAGGACAUUUCAUGUAGAUACUCCGGAGGAACGGGAAGAAUGGACAGAAGCCAUCCAAGCUGUAGCAGACAGGCUUCAGAGGCAAGAAGAGGAGAGAAUGAACUGUAGUCCAACAUCACAGAUAGACAAUAUAGGAGAGGAGGAGAUGGAUGCUUCCACAACUCAUCAUAAAAGAAAGACAAUGAAUGAUUUUGACUAUUUAAAACUACUGGGGAAAGGCACUUUUGGCAAAGUUAUUUUGGUCCGAGAGAAGGCAAGUGGAAAAUAUUAUGCGAUGAAGAUUUUGAAAAAAGAAGUUAUUAUUGCAAAGGAUGAAGUGGCUCACACUCUUACAGAAAGCAGAGUAUUAAAAAACACUAGACACCCUUUUUUAACGUCUUUGAAAUAUUCCUUCCAGACAAAGGAUCGUUUGUGUUUUGUGAUGGAGUAUGUUAAUGGGGGAGAGCUGUUUUUCCAUUUGUCGAGAGAGCGGGUGUUCUCUGAGGACCGCACACGCUUCUAUGGUGCAGAAAUUGUCUCUGCUUUGGACUAUCUGCAUUCUGGGAAGAUUGUGUACCGUGAUCUCAAGUUAGAAAAUCUAAUGUUGGAUAAAGAUGGCCACAUAAAAAUUACAGAUUUUGGACUUUGCAAAGAAGGAAUCACAGAUGCAGCUACUAUGAAAACAUUCUGUGGUACACCAGAAUACCUAGCUCCUGAGGUAUUAGAAGACAAUGACUAUGGUCGUGCAGUGGACUGGUGGGGCCUGGGAGUUGUCAUGUAUGAAAUGAUGUGUGGGAGAUUACCAUUCUACAACCAGGAUCACGAGAAACUGUUUGAACUAAUACUAAUGGAGGACAUAAAAUUCCCUCGAACUCUCUCGUCAGAUGCAAAGUCAUUACUUUCAGGUCUCCUGAUAAAAGAUCCAAAUAAACGCCUUGGUGGAGGCCCAGAUGAUGCAAAAGAAAUUAUGCGGCAUAGUUUCUUCGUUGGAGUAAACUGGCAAGAUGUAUAUGAUAAAAAGCUUGUACCUCCUUUUAAACCUCAAGUGACAUCUGAGACAGACACCAGAUAUUUUGAUGAAGAAUUUACAGCUCAGACAAUUACAAUAACUCCACCUGAAAAAUAUGAUGAGGAUGGUAUGGACUGCAUGGACAAUGAGAGGCGACCACAUUUCCCCCAGUUUUCCUACUCUGCAAGUGGACGAGAAUAACUUUUUUUUUUGUUCUGCUUCACUGUCAUCUUAGUUUUAUAACUGAAAACGAUUCCUGAACAUCACCACCAGUACUAGCCAUGAAGAUUGCAGGGGCACUUUCAGAGGUCAUUCAAAAUUGAAAAGUUCCCUCCCUCUCCAAUAGGCCUUUUUGUUUUUUGCAUGAAAUUUUGUAUCAGUCUGAGGUCUCCUCCUGUUGCUGCUCCCACUGUCUCAGUAUAAUAGCAACGUCAAGAAGUAAUUUUGAAAUCUUUUGAAGUGAGAUGACUUAAAUCCUCCAUUGUAUACAGUGGAGGCUAAAAGAAACAUGUUGGUUCCCAAUGCAUUUUCUCAUUUCUGCUAGAAGACAAAUCAGAAUUGUAAUUAGUCUAAAAAGACGAGUUUAUAAUGUUUUCUUGCAUCUGUUUGUGCUGGUCAGAACAAAGUAAGAUAGAGGGUGGUGAUGUAAAUAUGCAAGGUUUUUGUUAGGCAUAUCAUUACUUGAAGCAGGUCUAUGUCAUUAACAUCUGGCUGGAAUGUGUUUGGGAAACAUUUGAGAGAAGAACUUGUAACUGUUCAUAUAUAUAAAUAUAUAUAUAUUAUUUUUUAAUUACUGUUGGAUGCUACAGAAGAAGCAGAAGGGCUGGGCUCACCCAGCCUGCCACUUAGACUUCCAGAUUCAUGUGCAAUCAUGGAGAAUUGAACAUUCUACAUGCAAGAAACGAAGGCAUAAAAGCAGCAUUUGAAGUUGUUUAAAGGUCUUAUCAUUUGCACCAGAUAACAUCUUUCUCAUGCUUUUCUCUGUCUUUCUUGAUAUACAUCACCUCGGAUGGCUGAAGAAUGUAGACAGGCAUAAUGGUAUUGCUUUGCACCAAAAUUUGUGCACCAAGGUAAACACGCGUUUGCCAUAUUUGUUUUUAUUUUGAGUUUGUGAAUUAGCUUUUCUCCAGGUGUUUAACUCUGAAUAUAUAUAUUUUUUGUUAUACCGCGGUAGUAUUUAUUUUUAGUGAUAAGGACUGUAUGUGUCAUGUUUGCAAAUGCUGCUACAUCUUAGAACAGGCUUACAGCAGUUUAUUUUGUAAUAUAGGGAAGGACUGUACAAGCUGAAGAGAAUAACGCACUUUUUCUCCCAUGUGGAAAUUUUAACAAGGCUCUGAAAUUGUACAUAUUACUUAGAAUUGGGCUUUUGUGGAUGAAAUACUGUCAUAAUUCUUUGGUGCUGUAGAUGAGGACAUUCCAACUCCAUGUGCCAAGAGGUCAAAAAUGCUAUGUCUGUGCUCCACUAAAGUAAUAUAAAAGCCUGGCAGCACAGCAGAAAUUUUUGAUUUUAUAUGGAGAAAAUACAAACAAUUGAGACCACAAUGAUUUCAAGAAAAGCACUUUAUUAUAAUUCUGCAAACAGUAGAUUGAUGGGAACAUUUGCCCUGAACCAAGUAGGUAAUGAAACCCAGCAUGUGAAGUAUGACUAUGAUAACUGACUGACUGAAUUUAAACCAUCAUGGUAAACACCACACUGAAAGGAAAAUGUUGUCUUUUCAUUUCUGAAGAUCUGUAUUUAGCAGGAUGUGUGCACAAACCUUAGCUUUGGUCUUCAUUAAAGAUCAUUUUAAUAAUAAACCUUUUGGUGCUAGGAGUUGGAAUAUUCCAAAGUUGCCAGGAAGUGCAGUAAGGGUGAGUAUGUGCCCUUGCUAAUGACAUCAGAAAACCCUGGGAUUAUUAUUGAAGUACCUUGUUAGCUCCCAUGUAGAAUGUGAUAUCACAGAGUAUUAUUGAUAGCAUUGUAUCACUUGGUAAAUGACUUUUGAAAGAAGAAAUGUUCAUAUGCAGAUGCCUUAUCCUCUUGCUGUUUAAAGUUUAGAUAUCUUAGCAUGAAGAUCACUGCUGGCAGUGGAUGUGCUGAGGUGGUCAAGGGGUAGAUGGGCAUUUUAGCAAGGCAGCUAAGACAGACUCAUUCAGAUAAUUUUUCAUGUUUCUACCUAAGCAAAGUUUUAUCUUUAAUAAUCAACAGAUAAGAGGUGUAUCUUUUUGUGUAUGCACUAACCCAGGGGUAGGCAACCUAUGGCACAAGUGCCAAAGGCGGCACACGAGCUGAUUUUCAGUGGCACUCACACUGCCUGGGUCCUGGCCACUGGUCUGGGGAGCUCUGCAUUUCAAUUUAAUUUUAAAUGAAGCUUCUUAAACAUUUUAAAAACCUUAUUUACUUUACAUACAACAAUAGUUUAGUUAUAUAUUAUAGACAGAACCCUUCUAAUGUAUUACCGGCAUGCAAAACCUUAAAUCAGAGUGAAUAAAUGAAGACUUGGCAUAGCACUGCUGAAAGGUUGCCGACCCCUGCACUAACCACAUAUGAUCUCAUCCUAUCACCUUGUAACACUACUCCUCUUUAGAGAAUGGCACUUCAGAGGGAAAGGUGCACAAUAAAUACAUCACAUUCUGCACCUUUUUCUAAAAAUUUUGACACUGAAAUAGUGAUGGUUUAAAUGAACUAAUUAGAGCAUUGAAUAGUUCUCUAGAAAUGCCUCAUAGAUGCAGACAAACUGUGUUGAUUAAAUAUCUCCAAUAUAUGCCUCCAUUCUAAUAUUCAGUUUCUGUUAGCAAUAAAUACCUUGUGCAUUUCUUGAAGUUAAAGAGAAGCCAGGGUUGUGCUUCGGGCUGUUUCCUCAUGUGUAGGGCAGGCCCUGUGGCUAGAUCAUUAUUGCUUAUGUAGUUGGAAUUUAGUUUGCAGUAAAUAUCAAUUAGUGAAUUAUUUGACAAUUUUAAGACUUCACUCUGAAUUGCAUAACCUGUCUCAACAAUUACCGUUAUCAAGUUUAUUACUGACACAGUUAAUACUAACUGAAUGCUGCCUGGAGUUUGGGAAUUCCUGACUUCUGCUACCAGUGUUAGAAACAGACAAAAGAGAAAUCUUAAAGCUGUGCUGAGAGAGAUAGCUGAAGCAUCUCUCUCUUCUGCUUGUCCUCAGCUGUAGUUUGGAUUUGGACAGCAGUCGGUAGCUGGUACCUUAAGCCUUCCAGUCAUAGUACAUUUCAGACUUUGACUCCAGCUUGUACUGUCUUCCUUGACAUACAGUAUGCCCUCUUAUACUGCAGCCAUCUUUGAGGAAAUGUCAUUUCUGUUUGGAUUUUGGCAGUUUUGCACACAGCUUUGCUUUCCACACUAAUCCAAUACAUUCCUGUUGCUAAAGGAACAUAUAUUCCAGUAUUGUUUUACAUUUUUCUUUUGACAUGUCAUGUCAUCUUUAUUUGUGGCUUCUUAAAGCUGACUGUUCUUGCAGGGGCCAUGUGCUUCUCCUAGAGUACAAAAGUAAGGUCCUUCCUUACUAACUGCAGGGUCUAUAUGUUACACCUCAAUGUACACACUUUGCUGCUACUGUUUGUACUGUCUACAGUAGAAUUUCCUUAUCUUGCUCCUGGUAGUGCAUUACAGGCAAGCAUGAAAUGUAAAGUAUUUAUUUAAAUAAAAAAACCUCUAAAUUGGUAAAUGAAUUACCUCCCUGUAGCUUUAGAGUUUGACAUUUCUUGAUCUUGCUAGUGCUUUCGUUAGAUACAUGCAAGAUCUAGUCAUGUGGUUAAGGAUAUUAAGCAGACAACUAUGAACCCAAGAAACCAUAUUACUGUUGGUCAUACUUAAAACUGUUUAUUUCCUUAAGUAUAUGACCCACAAGGAUGUGAAAUAACUACAAGAAACUGUUUUUGUACGCUGUACAUCCUUAGUUUUUACAUGUAUAUGAUAGGGAUGCACAUUAUUUUCCUUCGUACAGACAGCUUAAAUAAAGCACUAUGUCAAUCUGCUACUUCUGUGUUUAUUAAUGCUGCUUUUGUUCUGAAGUUUUGUAAAUACAUAUGUUGAAGUUAGCUGCAAAUGAAGUAUUUUUUAUAUUGGAUAUUAUAUGUAGGAUAAAAUUCUUAGCUUAUGCCAUAUAAGGUGGUGAAAAUCUGCUUUAGUUUUUCAUUGUAUUGCAAAUCAGAUGAUAUCUCAAGUGUGAGCGUUAGUUUAAACAUUAUUGAUCAUGACAUCUAGUACUUUUUUUAAUUUCAGGAAGAUCAUCCAGUUCUGAAAUCUGAAAGGCCCCCACCUAGUUUAUUUUUAUAAAAUAUGUACAUCAUGAUUUCCCUUUUUUAUCAUGCAUGGAAUAAUCGGAUGGCCCGUUACCUUGCUGUACAGUCUCAUUGAUAAAUGUACAACCUUUAAUUUGACAUCUUUCAAAUCCAAUUUCUAUCACUUAAAGUCAACAUCUACUCCUGCAAAAAGCACCAAGCUUCUUAUGACUCAGCUAAAUGUAGCAAUGGUUUUACUAGUUGUAUUUAAAUAAGAAAAUGUAUGUUGUUCUAAAGGCUUUGAAUUAGCUUGGAUUACUUUGGUCACCUAAUGGUUACACAGGCCUCUCUCUUUACGGAAGCAUAGAUCACUACAGAGUGUACUUUAAAGAAGCUUCAGGAUGUGAUCAGAGUCAUACAGGAUGCUACUACCACAUGAGUUGAGGCGAAUUUCACCUACCUUACUUCUGCAGUUCACGUGAAUAUAGACGGUUGUUCCAGCUUUAUGCAGGCAAUGUGAAUUUCAUCUUUAGAGAGAUGCUCCAUGCAAGUGUUUGUUCUGUGACCAUUAAAUCCAGUUGGUGCCAGUGUCCAGGUCUCAGGUGUCUCCACAAGACCCUUUGAUGAUGAUUACCUUGGAAGUAGGUGACGGUAAUGCACAGUCCUUGGACUGGGAGCCCUGAACAGCACUGAUUGCAGAUCCCGCCCCACAGAGCACUGGGAUCAGUUAAACACAACACCUGGAGAGAAGAUGCCAAAGCUUUCUAUGAUCCUAACACAUCAAAAGCCUGUAUCACAGGGGUAGCCGUGUUAAUCUGGAUCUGUAAAAGCAGCAAAGAGUACUGUGGCACCUUAUAGACUAACAGACGUUUUGGAGCAUGAGCUUUCGUGGGUGACGCAUGCAUCUGACACAUGCACAGGACUCUUUGCUGCUCAUCAAAAGCCUGGAGGCUUCUGAAAAUAGCCAGGUGCAUACAGAAUUCGCAUGCCCACUCUCAGAGUGGCAAGACCCCAAUGUUCUAUGGGAUUCAAACUGGUGAAGGGAUCCAAAUGUAGCAGGACCUCUGAGCUGUGGAAUAACAAGCUUCAACAGCACCAAAUGCAAGGACAAAAUAGAUGCUACAACAGGGGACAAAGAUGUGCUAACACUCAAGGUGCUGCCUAACUCCCAUCUUGACUUUGCUGAAAGUGCCCAGUCACAGAAGGCACCGAAAGGCAAAAACUUCCCCAUCUCAGAGAGAUGCAGCUAAGACAUAAGGGCAGCAAAGGAGCUCCUAGGCUCUCAGCCCCCUGAUGAGCCACAGAGGAUUUAGGGGAAGGUCUCCGCCCAGCACAAAGGUCCCAAAUGCAAAUUAAAUGAAAAUUCCUUCUUCAUUCACAAUUAAAAUGAUAAAUGGGGAUAAUUCUGUGAAAUCACAUUGGACAACAACCCGUGUGUUUAAUCCAUGCUCUUUCACAGCAUAUGGUAGGAAUCAGGGCAAGUUUAUUUCUGCAACUGAAAAAGAAAAUAUAAACUAGAAAGAGGCCUGAACUACCCAGAAUUUUACAAAACUCGAAUGUAUUUGGAUCCAGGGCUUUUUUUAUUCAGAGCUGUCAUUCAUAUAAACUAGUCAAUGUACAAGCAAGGGAACUUACACAACUUUUCAAAGGAUGGGGACAAAAUAUGUUUUUACAAAGACCAAACUGCUUCCCAUACUUGAGCACACUCAGAGCUUGGGCAGCAGGAGAGAGAAUAUAUUACAAAUGAGCAAACCAAAAGUUACAGUUUACAAGUGUAUGCAAUGUUGUUGGAGUCGUGUUGAUCCCAGGAUAUUAGAGAGAAGGUGGGUGAGGUAAUAUCUUUUAUAGGACCAACUUCUUUUGGUGGAAGAGGUUGUCUCUCCUUCAGCUCUGUGUAAGCUCAAAAGCUUGUUUCUCUCACCAACAGAAGUUGGUCCAGUAAAAGAUAUUACCUCAUCCACCUUGUCCCUCUAGUUUACAAACAUAACAUUUCACCCAUGAAAUGUCCUAGUGGGAUGAGUGUAAUUCAUACUUUGCAAAAGGCAACUUUUGACAUUUUUCAACACUGGGCAUAUGUAUUAUACAAAAACAAUGCAAGACUGGGUAUGCAUGCAUCCCACAUACUCAGAUACUAGCGAUGACAGGCUACUGCCCUUAGAUGAGUGGAUAUGUAACAUACCAACUGUAAUAUUGAAUGGAAUUACCUGCACCAAUGGAACUAUCAUCAACUAAUCAGAUUCCGGCUUUCAUAAGGUUGAUUUUUAGAAAUAAAUUAAUUGUUCUCAUCUUCCAAGUGACAAUAGCAAUGUUAUUUUACAUCUUACAACUUAACAAGCUAAACACAUACGCACCAUUUAUUCACUAAAUGUAAAAUUCACCCCUGCACACAGGGCAAUACAAUACCCAUGCAUUACUUUAUCCCUCAAAGAGCACUGAAAUGGGACAUAAGUGGGCUUGUACAAGGCCUCCGCUUGGGAGUACAGCUUAUGUUAUUAUACAGAGAUGGAAAAAUGUUGCUUUCCUUACAUAAAAACUUAGGAGUGGGCCCUCAUGUAUGUGGAGCAGGUUUUGAUGCUUAGAUUAUGAACUUCUUGGGACCAAUAUCCUAUUACAAGUCUAUGGAGCAUAACUGAUAUAUUUACUGUUAACCCAUUGAUUAUGUAAACAACUGAUUGCAACACUACCUGCCAGUUUGAUAUGAAAAAUUGCUAUAGUAUUAAAAAAAAUUUCCAUGCAAGAUCACAAAGGGAAAGAAAACGGAAGUUAUUUGAAAACGUGGAGACAAAUGAAUUUUGCCAAAACCCAGAACAAUUUUUACCAAGAUGGAAGAGUCUAUAUUUUAAUAACUAUUUCAUUAGGAAUUUGACAUCUGAUGAGCAAUAUUUUCCACUUAUAAUAAGAAAAGACACAUAUGGCAGGUAUACACUCUUUCUGUUUUUUCUCUGUAUUAGAGCCUUUUUAGAGCUAAUUACUGGACCACAGUGUUCUAGGCACUCAUCAGGAUCUCUACGCAUUUAACAGCCUAUUAACUACUUACCUAAAAAUGCUGUCAUUUUGGUAAGAAUAUGGACAGAUAAAAUAGAAUGAAAUGUGACAAAAGCUGUAAAGUUUUUAAAUGGCUCUUGUUUGGGCUCACCACACACCUCACAAGGGACUGAGUAUCCAAAUAAGUGACUUUGAGAACUUGGUAGAGGCAAACAUUUUGUUCAUCACAUAGUCUACAGAAAUGCUUUUACAGUAAACUUUUUAGAGAAAGCUUUAAAGCAUUGUUAUUGGUAUAACUGUUCACAAAAUAUCCCUUCACUUGUAAAGAUGCAUUGUCUAAAUUACUCUGAGACAUGGUCAUUAGGAGAGUCCAAGUUUAAAGUAGAAAAAGGACAGAAAAAAAUAGUACCAUUAAAACUCAGUUUUUAUUCUUUCACUUUAUGUAUUUAUCUUUAUAAUAUACCUCUCUUUGCCACUCUCUCCUUCCCUACUAGCUGUUCCUCUUUACUUUCUUCCUUUUGUCCCUCUGCUCACUUAUUCUGCACCCCACCUUUUCCUCUCUGGAUAGAAAAUGUGCUCAGAGGCUUUUGUAUGAAUAAUGGGCAAACCCCCACUGCAAAAAGAAUGGGGAAAAAUCCUGAACAAUAAUAUCUGCAUGUGCCAAGUAAAAGCUGCCACAUGACAAAAAUGAAUCAGUAGUUAGAAUUGUUAGGAUUUUUUAAUCUUUACAGUGUAACAUGAGAAAGUCUCCUUAUUCACUGUGGACCAUCACUGUACUGAGCCCCAAACUGGAAAAUAUAUGAAACGAUUUGUGAAGAAAUCUCCUAAAAUCCAUGUAAACAUGUUCUUAUGAUCAAACAGUAUCUGCAGAUAUGCAUACUCUUGCCCCAGCACUCUGAAUUACACAAAUGAGGUGUGAAAGAAUACCAUAAAACAUUAAGACUGACAUUUUUCAUAAUGACGGUACUUGGGAAAAUAACUUAUUUACCCUAAAGGCAUUUUGGCUCGAUUGUUUGUAGUUUUGUUUCCUUCCAAUACUCACUUGUGUUUGAGACUUCAGUAUAUCUAAAUUCUAUGAGUGUGUGAAUUCAAGUUCCUUAGUGGAAUUUUUUUGGAUGGUUGCAUCUUACAACUAGGUUCUGAAAGAGAUCAGUAGGUCUAUUGGUUUAGUUAUUCCUAAGGGUACCAGUCCUCCAGUAGGAACCAAGAGCUACCAGUUGAAUAAUUCCAAUGGAGUCUAUUAGAAUUUCUACUAGAGAAGACUGCAUAAAUUGCUCCUUUUGGAGAGGAAAAAGCGUAUGCAGCAUGUUGAAAUAUUGAGCAAAGUCGGUAGAUACAAACACUUUUCAGAUGUUGAACAUUCUUCUUUUAAAUGUAAAUAUUUUAUGUUGAUGUAUAUAUAACCAGCUAAUCAAGCCAAUAUAAAACUAUUUUUAAAAGGCAAGUCCUGAAUCUUAUAGAAUUUACAUGUCUGACCUUGUCUUUUUUUUAAAAAAAUGCUUCAUCAAGGUGCUUGCAACUGGCUUCUACACUGCAGCAUUUGGAUGGCCUCAUAGUUGUCUGGGUGAGUCUACAUCACAAAUGCCUGAGCUGAGGAUGAUAAAAAUAUCAACUAAACUUGUACAUGUGGCUUUGAGCCCAGGCUACCAUUCCACAACCUCUUCCCAGUUUAACCUGCAUCCACUUUCAACCUGCAGCAUCCUUCUCCAAUUGGCUGACUGAAUAAAGAAUGAACAACCCAAGUUGGACAAAAGCUCCCAUUGUAGGCUUUCCCGUCAACACCUACCAGGCCUUCAAAGCUGAGGCCUUCACAAGCUUUUGCAAGCUGAAGUGUGUGAUGUACUGGUUUUAUGUGUUUGAUAUUGCUCACUAACAACUGGUCCUCAGAGAGGUAAGGGAGGCCUCUGCUAAGCUUACUCUGAUCAGCUUGAAGAAAGCCUUUAACUUAAGCCUAAGGAUCACUGUACUAGUCCUAUCUAUGCAGGAAUGUGUGAGAGAGUUCAUUACUUGCAGGAAGACUAAAAGCUAAAAUUCUGGCUCCUGAAAACAAAAUAAUUCUUAUAUGUGUGUAUAUAUUGUUAAUCAAAAUUAUAAUUAUUAUUUUACAUGCAUAGUUACUGCAUAAAUCUUAUUCCAAUUCUCAUUAAAUGAAAGACUACAGUACUCUACAAUGGUGAUAAUCUAGUAUUUUGGGUAGUUGCUAUAGAGUACUGUUAUAUAUAUUUACAAGAGAUCCCACUGCGUGUUUUUCAUGUAAGGUCUUCAUACAAUGGUGCCUUUUCCAGUAAUAUUUCUAAGGACUUAUGUUUCAUUUAAUACAGCUAGGAAAAAUACACUUUCAUAUGUGGAGGCAACUCAUGACUUUAUCCUGUUCCCCCUCCCCCUCCCUUCUGUGCCCUACUUCAUGAUUAGUAACUGAAUUUUAUUAGUGGUCAGUCACCCCAGCAUUCUUACAAAUAGUGCUUUCUGUCACCCAGGUUUUGCAUUUGGAUUAAUUUCAUGUCAGCACCAUUUCAUACUAAUUCACUAAAGCUAAAAGAUUGAUUUUGGUUUUAUUUUCAAGGAAAGGAUUUUCUGGGUUAAGUCAAAUUUAUUUUUGUCCAUUUAAUUUUUUUUUUAACAUAUUGUAGAGUUUGGAAGCAUUACCUUUUUGUUUUAGAAGCAACAAUCUGUUCAGAGAACAUGAACUUGUCCUUAUAACACAUCAAGUUAAUUUAAGGGUUAUCUGCACAAAAGUUCUCCAGGUUUCCUUCAGCUUUCCUCAUAAAAGCUCCAAAAAUGCUUCACAAACUAGAUACACAGUAAUGAAAUACAGCCAUGUCAGAGAUAGGUAGCAUACUACAGAACUGUGCAAGAAGAGGAAACUAGAGAGUCAAGACAUGAUGCUAAACCCCCACUCUUAAAAAAGUAUCUUGGGAUCUUUAAUAUUUAUGUAGAAUAGACAAGACAUUGUUUUUAAUGGUCGUGUCUGAAAGACUCCUACAUGCUGUGAAGUGCAUAGUACCUAAUUUAUCUAGCUCAGAAGGAUGAAGUGCUGAAUAGACCCUGUUGGGAUGUGAAGCUCUGGUAGGAAAUACAGACAAACCCAACCUUUAGCUCACUAAACCAUUCCCUUCCAAUUUAGGAUAAACAACUGAGUGCAAAACAUUACUUAAUAUAUAAUGUAAAGCAUGAACUAAUAUUCUUGUGUGUCAACUAGUAAACUGCAAACAUAAGAGGAAUGGGUAGAUGGAGAUGGUUAACUUCACUGGCAUCGGCAGUUGUGGUGCCUCCUGUGACAGGUGAGACAAUAUUCUGGAAAAACCUUGCUGAAUUAAGUUUAAGUAUCUUAGGAGUUAAUGGUAUUAAAAAUGCAAAUGUGUAUUUACUAUUGAGGGAUUGUAUGUAAUUCCAAGGGGGAGGGGAACCACAGCUCUCCAGGAACUAAGACCACUGUGAGGUGAUUAGGCAAAUUCACUCAGUUAAAACACCUCCAGAGAGCUACUACCAUCUGGAGAGAAUAUUACAUAUACUGGUUCAAACUGGAUUCUCAAGGGAGCAACAGGAAAAAAGAAAGGCUAUUUAACCAAAAAUCUUGAGUUAAAACUGAUUCAGGGCCUUCUUUCUGAUACAUCACACAGACAGGAUCUCUAGUGCAAAGAGGUCUCCAUCCUUAGGGAAGGGUUGGAAGGCCUUUGGCCCACUCAGACCCCAGAAGACUUGGGGGCUGGUUCUGAGCAGAAGCUGUGAUGAGCUUAUGAUCACAGGAAAAUGCCUUGAUAGGGUCUGAAGAACUAUUCACCAGCCAGAGCCCUUGUUAGAGUCAGGGGGUGAUCUCUGGUAAACUUAUUAGCAUGAAUUUAAGUUUUUAUUGUUUUUAAAUGUGUUUUCUCUGUAAUGCUUUGACUUUAAAAAUAAAAGUGAUUGCUUUGAAAGAA
Messenger RNA from Gopherus flavomarginatus (Mexican gopher tortoise), 12625 nucleotides. RefSeq names its product AKT serine/threonine kinase 3 (gene AKT3). The record is from RefSeq and is a predicted model, not a curated record. NCBI's taxonomy places the organism in Eukaryota, Metazoa, Chordata, Testudines, Testudinidae. The transcript has 16 exons. Gene Ontology annotation, biological process: protein phosphorylation. Bases 268 to 1707 code for a protein of 479 amino acids. Gene Ontology annotation, molecular function: ATP binding; protein serine/threonine kinase activity.